This is a messenger RNA of Lottia gigantea (owl limpet), 852 nucleotides long. RefSeq lists its product as hypothetical. The transcript has a single exon. NCBI's taxonomy places the organism in Eukaryota, Metazoa, Mollusca, Gastropoda, Lottiidae. The annotation marks the transcript as partial. The record is from RefSeq and is a predicted model, not a curated record.
AAAGCCAGUCCAGCUAGGGUCAAUAUAAUUACCUGUAAAGCCAGUCCAACUAGAGUCAAUAUAAUUACCUGUAAAGCCAGUCCAACUAGAGUCAAUAUAAUUACCUGUAAAGCUAGUCCAGCUAGAGUCAAUAUAAUUACCUGUAAAGCCAGUCCAGCUAGAGCCAAUAUAAUUACCUGUAAAGCCAGUCCAACUAGAGUCAAUAUAAUUACCUGUAAAGCCAGUCCAGCUAGAGUCAAUAUAAUUACCUGUAAAGCCAGUCCAGCUAGAGCCAAUAUAAUUACCUGUAAAGCCAGUCCAGCUAGAGCCAAUAUAAUUACCUGUAAAGCCAGUCUAGCUAGAGUCCAUAUAAUUACCUGCAAAGCCAGUCCAGCUAGGGUCAAUAUAAUUACCUGUAAAGCCAGUCCAGCUAGAGCCAAUAUAAUUACCUGUAAAGCUAGUCCAGCUAGAGACAAUAUAAUUACCUGUAAAGCCAGUCUAGCUAGAGUCAAUAUAAUUACCUGUAAAGCCAGUCCAACUAGAGUCAAUAUAAUUACCUGUAAAGCCAGUCUAGCUAGAGUCGUUAUAAUUACCUGUAAAGCCAGUCCAACUAGAGUCAAUAUAAUUACCUGUAAAGCCAGUCCAACUAGAGUCAAUAUAAUUACCUGUAAAGCUAGUCCAGCUAGAGUCAAUAUAAUUACCUGUAAAGCCAGUCCAACUAGAGUCAAUAUAAUUACCUGUAAAGCCAGUCCAACUAGAGUCAAUAUAAUUACCUGUAAAGCCAGUCCAACUAGAGCCAAUAUAAUUACCUGUAAAGCCAGUCCAACUAGAGUCAAUAUAAUUACCUGUAAAGCUAGUCCAGCUAGAGUCAAU